Molecule: messenger RNA, 3543 nt
Organism: Penicillium cataractarum
Lineage: Eukaryota; Fungi; Ascomycota; Eurotiomycetes; Eurotiales; Aspergillaceae
Gene: pan2n2
Product: poly(A)-specific ribonuclease
Exons: 3
Coding region: 1-3543 (1180 amino acids)
Biological process (GO): mRNA processing; nuclear-transcribed mRNA poly(A) tail shortening
Cellular component (GO): P-body; PAN complex
Molecular function (GO): poly(A)-specific ribonuclease activity; nucleic acid binding; protein binding
Source: RefSeq, a predicted model, not a curated record
AUGGAGGCAGAUUGGGACGAGUUGUCGCGCAUCCCGAUGCCACCACCGAGUGUGCACGGGCUACCUACGAUUGCGACGACGGUAGCGUUUGACGAUGUGAUGGAACUUUUAUGGACGGGUAAUGAAUAUGGUAGAGUGUCGUCUUUCUACGGACCGGAACUGCAGCGGUAUACCUCCGUUCGCGCACACCCUGUCUCCGAAGGCCCGGUGCGGCAGAUAAUCUUUCAUGAACGGGGUGUGAUAUCUUUAUCUUCGAAGAGUGUGCAUAUGAUCACGCGGCGUGGCUUGACACAAUGGCACAUAGCGCACGAGGAGAUGGUUGAUCUCCGCUGCAUGAGCUUUACGGCACAGACGAAUCGGAUUCUGGUAGCGGGUUGUCAACGUGCGAUGUUCACGAUUGAUAUUGACAAGGGUGUCAUCGUUGACAAGUUGCAUACUGAUUCGAAUUAUACUCUCAUGAAAAAGAGCCGGUAUCUUUGCGCGGCUACGGAUACGGGGUCUGUGAACGCGAUUAGUUUGACGGAUUUCAAGGUCGUCAAGUCGUGGAAGGCUCAUGGUACUGCUGUCAAUGAUAUGGAUGCGCGGAAUGACUUGCUUGUCACUUGUGGCUUUUCGGUCCGCCAUCUGGGGUCUCCGAUUGUUGACCCACUGGCAAAUGUGUAUGAUCUGAAGACCCUGUCACCGCUGCCUCCUAUACCGUUCCAUGCGGGCGCAGCAUAUGUGCGGAUGCAUCCAAAGCUACACACGACGAGUUUUGUGGCUUCGCAAACUGGUCAGCUCCAGGUGGUGGAUUUGAUGAAUCCAAAUGCCAUCAAUCUACGACAAGCCAAUGUUUCUUUCAUGAUGGGCCUUGACCUUUCACCAUCGGGUGAGGCGCUUGCUAUCAAUGAUGCGGAAUGCUCUAUUCAUCUCUGGGGCUCUCCUAACAAGGUUCACUUCAAUGAGAUGAGCAAAGAGAUUGAAUUCGCCGACGUACCUGCCCGACCACCUCCCAUCGACUGGUCCCCCGAAACCCCCUUGAACAUGGUUGGUAUGCCAUACUACCACGACCGCCUCUUCUCAGCAUGGCCUAGCCAUUUCGUUUUCGAAGUCGGCAGUCCACCGCCUCAAUUGGAUCAGUCUCUCCUUCCAUAUCUACGCCCGGCUGAAGUCGGGCACGGAGCACCCAAUCCUCGAAAGACCCGCCGCUAUCAAGUCGAGAAUACCCGUGCACUAGCUGCAGCCGAGCCCGCUCUCAUUGCACCCAAGUUCCUGAGUGAGAAGGCUCGGGAUCAAGGCAAGUCGGACUUGAAGGGCUCUGUUAGUGACACGGCGGAAGCAUUGGCAGGCGCAAAGAUUAAUGGCGAGAGUGACGAUGAUCCCCUCCUUAAGUAUAGCAAUGUCGAGAUCAAGUAUAGUCGAUUCGGUGUCGACGAUUUCGACUUCCGCUUUUACAACCAGACCACUUUCUCUGGUCUGGAAACUCACAUCGCAAACUCCUUCACGAAUUCCCUCCUCCAACUCCUCAAGUUUAUUCCUCUCUUCCGGAAUCUUGCUCUGACACAUGCUGCGGGCUCCUGCAUCUUUGAGCACUGUCUUCUGUGCGAACUGGGAUAUUUGUUCGACAUGUUGGAGAAAGCCAAUGGCCAGAAUUGCCAGGCUACCAACUUGUUGAAAACAUUCAGCAGUUUCCGCGAGGCUUCUAAUCUGGGUCUCCUAGAAGAGAACCUCACCAAUAAAUCCCUUUCGACUGCGAUUCAAGCCGUGAACCGCUUCUUCCUGACACAGAUUGCCCAUGAUUUCCGCAUGAUCCAGCCCAGCUCUGAAGAACUUGACCAGCGCCUUGCCACCAUUGCGUCGGAGUCUAUUCGUUGCAUGUUCUGCCAGAAUGAGACCGUACGCCCGGGCAACUCUCUUGCAAACGAGCUUCUCUAUCCUAACUUGGAUAUCAAACAUGCUCGGCGCAAUCCGGCGUUCAGAUUCUCGAGCAUUCUGCGUGCCAGUAUCGAGCGUGAAACGCAGAACCGUGGAUGGUGCAACUACUGCCGCCGCUACCAGCAAGUCAUGAUUCGCAAGACUGUGCACCGGAUGCCUCUCAUCCUUGUGCUGAAUGCGGCCUUGACAAAUCCAAUUUGCCGUCGCCUGUGGUCCAUUCCUGGAUGGCUGCCGGACGCCGUCGGUGUCGUGAUCGAUAACGGACAAGUGAUGUGUUUCGAGGGCGAUGAGCUUCGGGCACGAGAACAGAGCAAUACUCCCGGCCUUGUGGUGUAUGAUCUGGUGGGCCUGGUGGCGGAGAUUGAUAUUCCAGAGCAUCAGAAACCGCAUCUGGUCUCAUUUAUCAAUGUUUCUAUUUCGGAGCCGGAAACCCAGGAACCCAAGGAUAAGUGGCAUCUUUUCAACGAUUUCUUGGUUACUGAAGUCGAUCGCGAUGAAGCCCUUCGCUUUACCCAGCCGUGGAAGCAGCCCUGUGUCUUGGCUUUCCAAGUGAGGAGUGCGCGCCAUGGUGUCGACGACUCUUGGAAGAGCUGCUUGGAUACCACUCUGCUUUUCCGCGAGUGGUCUUUGAAUGGUGGCCAUCAAGUCGAAUCCUGUCGCACACUGACCGAGGAAGAGAAACCACAAACUGGCACGCCCGUGGCCCUCGAUACCGAAUUCGUGGACCUUGAAAAGGCCGAGAUUGAUGUCAAGGCAGACGGAUCACAAGAGAUCGUGCGGCCCAACAAGAGUGGCCUGGCCCGUGUAUCAGUCUUGCGGGCCUCGGGUGUGGAUGAGGGCGUGCCUUUUAUCGACGACUACAUCACUAUCCGCGAGCCGAUCGUCGACUAUGUCACCCAAUACUCCGGUAUCAAACCUGGUGAUCUCGACCCGCGAACCAGCGAGCAUAACCUCGUUCCCCUCAAGGCAGCAUAUAAGAAGCUCUGGCUCCUGCUAAACCUGGGAUGUAUCUUUGUCGGCCACGGCUUGGCCUCGGACUUCCGCAAGAUCAACAUUCAAGUGCCCAAGUCCCAGACCGUGGACACACAAUAUCUCUUCUUCCACCCUAGCAAGAACCGUCGUCUCAGUCUACGGUACUUGGCUUGGGCCGUGUUCAAAGAAUACAUUCAAGAAGAACCGACCUCCGACGUGAUUCAAGGCCACGACUCCAUCGAGGACGCCCGCAUGGCUAUGCGCCUGUGGAAGAAGUUCCAAGAAUACGAAGACGCCGGUAUCGUCGCGCACAUGCUCGAAGAGAUCUUCCGCGAAGGAUCGAAGCAUGGAUUCCGACCCCCUCCCAAGAACGGUGGCGGUAGCGCGGCCGCUGUUCUCUCACGCCCUGGCACGGCCGUGGCGCUGUCGAAUAACAGCGGUCGCAAUACACCCAGCACCCCCGACGCAGCUGGAGCAUCUGCCGCAUCUGCCGCGACAUCGGCACCAGUGAAUACGGCCACUCCAUCAGCUGGACCUACCAGCGCUCCUACUACACCCCGCCAGGCAUUCCGGCGCUCGAUCGCCCUGACUCCUAGCAACGGCAGCUUCUCUGGGCCCGGCGCGGGCGACUUUUUCGGCGGCAGUCCACUGCGAUGA